AUGGAAGACUUUUGGGACGUGCUAGUUGACAAAAACAAACAGGACGAUUUUUACUCUCUCCUAGGCUGCGAUGAACUAGCUACCACAGAACAAAUUAAUGCAGAAUUUCGUCAAAAGGCAAAAGAAUGUCAUCCUGACAAAAACCCUGGAGAUCAAGCCGCUAAAAAGUUAUUCGAAAGGUUUGUAAACUACACGUCGGGGGUUUUAACACGACUGUUGUUGGAAGAAAAAUGUUGCAGAAGUGUUUUCCGCAUGCUUGAUAUACUUCAAUAACGAGUGUGAUGUUUUAAUAGCUAACUGUACUGUCGGCUAAUUAGUACCUACGAUUAUGUGAAGUUAUUUAGGUUCGAUCGUACUAAAUUAAUUAUCGCGAAAACGGGGUAAAGACUUUAAAUGUUACGUCAUAAAUGCACAACAAUAGUGCUCCAAUGUAAUGACUGCAGAAAAUCUCCAAGGAUCAUAUAUACCUGUACAUUUGUACUUCUUUUUCAUUUAUUUCAAAUUCCAGUGAUGAAUUGUGUUUGUUUCUUUAAGCCUGAUUCCAGAAAAUCUAUACCAGACGUCUAGUCGUCUGCGGCGGUCACGCUGUGACAAUUCUCGAACCCUUCAGACAAACUUUCCAAUUUAUUUUAGGGAUCGCAAACUUUCCAUGCUUGUUUGGCUCGAUUUUGGUGCAAAAACAGCGACAAGCACACGUCUACGACGGACCAUGAUCUGAAACACGAUCGGCGACCGGUCUUACGUGACGUGAACUUAACAAGCCUUAAUUCAGGCCAUGUAAGGGGGAGUGAUUGUUUACCACUGGAUGUAAGAUAGAAUGCAGUGUUUAUUCCUAAAUUAUACGAUAAGCUUGCUUACAAGUCGCUUCGCUACAAAGUCCAUCUCAAAAAAUCUGUCAUGUUAAGUUUGAAAGGUCGAUUUUCUCUUUUGAAAAUAUGAAAGAGUUAAUAAAAUAGAUCCCUUGGGAAGGAAGUUUUAGCGUGGGAAAAACCAUAUCUCCAAUACAGUUAUAAGGGAAUAUUCAGAUUAAAAAAGGCUUCUGGUAAGAAAAAGAAUAUUGGGCAAACUUUUUUACAAAGCUUACACACUGGUAAAUCCUUGGUGUAAGAACUAGCCACACUGAGUUAUGCAGCACACCUUUUCCUCAUAUGACAUACCCAAAAAACCUGUCACUAGGAAGAUAUUUUGUUGCAGCAUCAGAUAACAUUAUUCAAAUUGCAAUGCAUAACCUAGUGAGUGCUAAGCUUAUAUAAUAUUUUUAAGAGAAUAAAAAUGAUAUUGCAAGACAACCAAUAAAAGAAAACAGAAAAAAAGAUACAAUAAAGGCUUGUUACAAAGUAAACCUUAUAUUUAUCUUACUGUAUUACUGUUUUCAGAUUAAAACAGGCUCGGAAUACUCUUUGUAAUGAAGAAAGCAGAAAAAAGUAUGAUAAAUGGCACAAAUCUGGAAUAGCUGUACCAUAUGAACAGUGGCUUGAGCUGAGUGGUGCAGUUCACACAUCAUUACAUUGGGCAGCCAAACCAAGGAAGGAGCUCAUGUUGGAUUGGAAGAAAAGUAAGAAAAAAUUGACAGUGUUAAUACCUUGCGUUCCUUGUUAAAUCUGACUUUCUCUUGCUGCUUAUGUAUUUUUUAGAGCAGAAUUUCAAUCAGUGGGAUUUAAAAGUACUUUCAAAGCUAAGACAAGAUUGGCCAUAAUUAUGUUACCCUUUCAUGCUACAUGAAAUAAGGCACAUUUAUAUGCAACUCUAACUUUAAGAUUGGUAGAUGAAAUCCUAUGGUCUUACCAUUCAAAUGAAACCUCUUCAGCAGUACUUUCAUGUGAUACUAUAAAAACUAACUUUUGACUCUGUGGAUGAAAUCCUAUGAUGUUACCAUUCAAAUGAAACCUCUUCAGUAGUACUUUCACACGGUACUAUUUAUUUAGUAUGUAGUUCUAACUUUUGAGUCUGUGGAUGAAAUUCUAUGGUGUUACCAUUCAAAUGAAACCUCUUUGGCAUUACUUUGCAUAGUACUGUCUAUUUUUAGGGAUUUUAGAAAAAAAAACCUUAAAUUUUUUUCUGAAUUUUAUCUUUGGUUACUUGCUGAAAUUCUCAGUAAAUUCAAAGUCAUUUUAAAUGUGAUUUUCAGGUGAAGAAAAAAAUCUGAAUGAAUGUUUAAAUGAAGAAGAAAAUGCAAAACAUCGCCGUCUUCAGUCUCCAUGUGUUUCCAUUCAACAUUGUGCCAGGCCACCGAGGAGGUGUGGGUGGAGCUUGAUGCGGAGUACACACAUCAGCAAGUUUAGGAAAUAUGAGAUUUGAAAAGGAAAUUGGCUUCAGAGGAAACCUUUAAGCUCACACUGUUCAGAACUGUUGGUCCUUGUCCUAACAACUGUACACCAUCGCUGUGGCUUAAGUGUAUUGCCAGACAAUGGCACAAUAUUGGCAGGAUAGAUAAACAUACUUUGUUCGUUUUCGUUCGUCUAACAACAGCUUUCUUACAGUAGCAUAUUAAAAACUGUGUACACCAGAAAUGUUUUCAACUGUUGUUGUGUUGCCAGAAAAAGCCAUUAUUAGCUUGAGCAGGCAGUUGACAGCAUCAACAAGCUGCCAACUAUAAUUCAAC
Porites lobata is the source of this 2602-nucleotide messenger RNA. NCBI's taxonomy places the organism in Eukaryota, Metazoa, Cnidaria, Anthozoa, Scleractinia, Poritidae. The record is from the annotation of a GenBank genome assembly.